Molecule: messenger RNA, 2019 nt
Organism: Asparagus officinalis (garden asparagus)
Lineage: Eukaryota; Viridiplantae; Streptophyta; Magnoliopsida; Asparagales; Asparagaceae
Product: probable N6-adenosine-methyltransferase MT-A70-like
Cellular component (GO): RNA N6-methyladenosine methyltransferase complex
Source: RefSeq, a predicted model, not a curated record
CGGCUACGGGGCGGAGAAUGGCGCGCUGGUCAGAUCUAGGUGGCGAUCUGGGGCCCAUCUCGGCGGUCGAGAUGGCGCUUCGGAGAAUUUCGGAGGAGAACGGGGGAGUGCAGCUUGAGGAUUUUACUGUUAAUGGGAAAUCUAUGCUUAUGGUUUGGAAAAUUGAUAGGAAUAAGCUUGUAAAAGAGCUUCCAGAGAGUUCUCAGCAGCCGCCACCCCCAUCUUCGCUGCAAAAUACUCCAGAACCUUCAGCCAUGGCUGAUGAUGAUGCAUCUUUGAUGGUGCCAAGAACGCCGGGGCCAAUGAGCCAUGGAUGCAGCCGAUGUCACAUGAUUGGGCUUCAAAGGGGAGGGCCGAGAAUGAUGGGGAUGAUGGGGAUGCCGAGAAUGAUGGGCCCACCGCUUCAUAGACCGCCACAGCUUAUGGGGCCCACUGGGCCUAUGGUUGGGCCCGGUCAGGGGCAACCGAAGCAACCCAGGAGCGAGAUUGAUGAAAUGAAGGAGAUUGAGGCUUUGCUUAACAAGAAGACUUUUAGAGAGGCGCAAAAGUCGAAGACUGGGGAGGAGCUCUUGGAUCUUAUUCAUCGACCCACUGCUAAGGAGACUGCAGUUGCUGCAAAGUUCAAGUCCAAGGGUGGUUCUCAAGUCAAAGAAUAUUGUACUAGUUUAACUAAAGAAGAUUGCCGACGCCAAACUGGUUCAUACAUUGCGUGCGAGAAGGUUCACUUCCGUCGCAUAAUUGCUCCACACACUGAUACAAAUUUAGGUGACUGUUCUUUCCUAGAUACAUGCCGUCAUACAAAGACUUGCAAAUAUGUUCACUAUGAACUUGAUCAAACCCCAGACAUUCCUUCAAUGAUAUUGGGAGCUAAUAAUAUUGCACCUCCAAGGCCAAUGAAGUUGCGAGCUGAAUAUUGUUCAAAAGUGGAGCUUGGUGAACCCCAAUGGAUUAACUGUGACAUUCGUAACUUUAGAAUGGACAUAUUAGGACAGUUUGGAGUUAUAAUGGCGGACCCUCCUUGGGAUAUUCAUAUGGAACUUCCAUAUGGCACAAUGGCAGAUGAUGAAAUGAAAAGCCUGAAUGUCCCUGCAUUACAGACUGAUGGCUUGAUUUUUCUCUGGGUCACUGGGCGCGCUAUGGAACUUGGGCGUGACUGUCUGGAGCUUUGGGGAUACAAACGCGUUGAGGAGAUAAUUUGGGUUAAAACCAAUCAACUCCAGCGAAUUAUAAGAACUGGACGAACAGGCCAUUGGCUCAAUCAUAGUAAAGAACAUUGCCUUGUUGGAAUAAAGGGCAAUCCUUUGGUGAACCGGAACAUUGAUACGGAUGUGAUUGUUGCAGAAGUUCGUGAAACAAGUAGAAAGCCAGAUGAGAUGUAUCCUUUGUUGGAAAGGAUAAGCCCGAGGACAAGGAAAUUGGAACUAUUUGCUAGGAUGCACAAUACGCAUGCAGGGUGGCUUUCACUGGGAAACCAAUUGCAAGGCGUGAGGUUAGUAGACGAAGGACUUAGGGGAAGGUUCAAGGCUGCUUAUCCCGAUGUAGAGGUACAACCCGCUUCACCACCAAGAACGACUGCACCUAUCGACACAGAUUCCAGCGUUCCUCAAAUAAAGAGUCCUCAAGGUGCCUAUUCAACCACUGAUGUCAAGAAUAUUACUGCAGAAGUUGAAGCUGCUGGUUAAAGUUAAAAUUAUGCAGUUGAUUUUUUGUUUCAUUUUUUCCUAGGGUUAUUGCAGGAUAGAUUUUUUUUAAAAUUGUUUAUGUAGAUGCUUGAAUGCAUCUGUUUUGACGUGUAAUAUUUAAGUUAACUGAGCUUUAAGCUGGUUUAGAUGCUUAUUUGCUCCAACUGUUGUAUUAUAUAAGUUGUUCUUUAAUGGGUCAGAGGCAUGGUAAAAACUUAAAUACAUAACGCAGAAUUAUCGGAAAAAACUAGAAGUUCCAAUUGCACGGUAUUCCUACUGUCUCUUCAGAUUUGUUUUUGCCUAGAUUUAUCUGUAAAAAUUGCAUCUGUUUUGACGU